This is a messenger RNA of Danio rerio (zebrafish), 2082 nucleotides long. The record is from RefSeq and is a predicted model, not a curated record. Lineage: Eukaryota; Metazoa; Chordata; Actinopteri; Cypriniformes; Danionidae.
AUGGCGUUUAUUAAAGAGGAGAGUGAAGAUGUGAAGAUUGAAGAAGCAUUCACAGUCAAACAGGAAGAUCUGCAGGAACAAACAGACCUGAUGGUGCUGAAAGAAGAAACUCAUCAAUGGAAUAAAAUGGAAGAGCAACACCAAGAAAUAACGACUGAUGAAAAACCCACACUGACUAAAAAGACUUCAUGCAGAAGACCUCAGAAAUCCAAAUCUAAGUGUAAUUUCAGCAGUAAACAGUGUAGAAAGAGUUUUAGUCAAAAGCCAAACUAUGAUGUUUACAUGAGAGUUCACACUAGGGAGAAACCUUACACUUGCGAACAGUGUGGAAAGAGUUUUGGUCAUAAACAAAGCUUCAAAACCCACAUGAGAAUUCACACUGGAGAGAAGCCGUACACAUGCCAACAGUGUGAACAAAGCUUCUAUCAUGCAGGAAACUUUGCAGUGCACAAAAGAAUUCACACUGGAGAGAGGCCCUACACAUGCCAACAGUGUGGAAAGAGUUUUAAGCAAAGUGGCAACCUUAAAGACCACAUUAGAACUCACAAUGGAGGAAAAAUAUUUACUUGCACACAGUGUGGGAAAAGUUUGGCUCGAAAACAAGACCUUUACAUCCACAUGAGGAUUCACACUGGAGAGAAACCUUACACAUGCACAGAGUGUGGUAAAAGUUUCCCAUAUAAAAGCACACUCAAACACCACAUGAUAAGUCACAGCGGAGAGAAGCCGUUUGCAUGUGAUCAGUGUGGAAAGAGCUUCACAACCAAAGCUAGUCUCAUGAACCACAUAGAUGGUCACACUGGAACCAUAAUGUUCACAUGUGAUCAGUGUGGAAAGAGUCUCACACGCAAAGACGCUAUAAAGCAACACAUGAAGACUCACUCAGGAGAGAAUAGUUUUAUAUGCAGUGAAUGUGGAAAGAGCUUAACAAGUAAAAGAAACCUCAACACUCACAUGAAGCUUCACAAUGGAGAGCAGAGUCCUCAAAAAUGAGGCCUUGUCCACAGAAACGCGGGUAUAUCCAAAACGGCAGCUUUUUCAUGUAGUCUGGCUGUUCAUUCAAGUGAAGUUUAUUUAUAAACUACUUUUGAGAGGAUCACAUGCUUAUUAUUGUUCACGACUGGUCUAGCAUUAGCUAACACGAUUCACAAAUCAGAUGAUUCUUGACUCCCUAUAAAUAACAAGAGAUUCUCACCUCUGUUAUCUUCAUCUUGAGAAUUUUCCCCACUCCCCCUCCUUUCUAGAUUGGGCAACAUUGUGGCCCCGUCGUUAGCACUGUUACUUAAAAGCAAGAAUGCCACAGGUUAAAGUCCCCACUGAAACAGUUGACAUUUGUGUGGAGUUUUGCUCAUUCACUGAGCGUGUGGGUUUCUCCCGGGUUCUUCCCACAAUCCCAAAACACACGACCUAGGUAAACUGAACAUUCUAAAUUGGCACCACAGUCGAGCUCUUAGAAGCCAUAUAUCUCCCUUUAGCCAUCCCUAUAUCUGUCAUUAGAACAGAAACAAGUCGGGGAAGUUCAUCGAGAUCUUCCUGAGUUCAAACUCCCCUCUCGCCCUGUUUACAGAAGGGAGCCCAGGGCUCGAGGAUCCAAAGAGCUUAGAGGUCUCUAGCGGAACAAGUGUGAACUCUUGAAUACAUAUCAAGUUACUGAAAAUUAAACUCUUUGAACACCUUAGGAUUUAAACUCAAUUAUUGAAAAGGGGUGAAGAUUUUGACAACUGUUUUAUAGUUCAGGGGUCAGAUCAGAUUGUAGUGUAGAUCUGAGUUGCUGCCGCACUGCAAGAAUGCAAAAUAACUCUAUAUGUUGAUAGAUUGUGUUGCUUGUUUCAUAUGCAAACAAGUAUCUGCAUCUGAAAAGGUGUGAACCAAAUGACCUACAGGAACUCAAGAGUUGUGACCCAACCAAAGCAGUUGGGUAUUCUCCGGGGGGUUACAUCCUUUGUUAUUAAGUAGUCUCUCAAAGACAUUACUUUGGGUUAAGUUACUUUAAGACGGACGAGUUAACAUCACUGCUGAGGAACUGCACUAUUCAUUGUCUUCAAUAAAGUCUUCUCCAUGAAAAAACUUUGGUCAGCUUAC